Molecule: messenger RNA, 1323 nt
Organism: Brugia malayi
Lineage: Eukaryota; Metazoa; Nematoda; Chromadorea; Rhabditida; Onchocercidae
Product: DNA-binding protein, 42 kDa containing protein
Exons: 9
Coding region: 1-1323 (440 amino acids)
Source: RefSeq, a predicted model, not a curated record
AUGGCUGAAAAAGGAAGACAGACAAGUCCAAGUAGCGAAAGUAAUGAUGAUGAAAAAAUAGUUAUGGAAACACCGGCAAGCGAUUUAGUCGUGACUAAAUAUGCAAUGGCAGCCGAUAUCGUUAAUGCUGUCUUGAGAGAACUAAUAACAGCUACAAAAGACGGUGUCGAAGUAGGUGAAAUUUGUGAUCUCGGCGAUAGGCUUAUGAAUGAGCGAUUAGCAAAAGUUUUUAAAAAGGAAAAAGAUACUUUGAAAGGCAUCGCUAUGCCAACAUGUAUUUCAAUCAACAAUUGUGUGUGUCAUUUUUCUCCAUUGCGAAGUGAUCCACCAAUAAUUAUCAAGGAUGGGCAAAUGGUGAAAAUUGAUCUUGGAGCUCACAUUGAUGGUUUUAUUGCAACUGUUGCUCACACCGUCGUUGUCGGAGCUUCUCUAGAAAAUAAAAUAAAAGGCAGGAUGGCAAACGUGAUGCUUGCUGCGUACAAUGCUAUGGAAGCAGCAGUUCGCAUGCUUCGUCCAGGGUUAUAUAAAAACAUAGAAAUUACAGAUAUGAUCGAUAAAAUAGCAAAUAUAUAUAAGGUAAGGCCAGUUGAGAAUAUGCUGUCACAUGAAUUAAGGAAGAAUAAGAUUGAUGGGGAGAAGCAGAUUAUUCAAAAUCCUGGUGAAAAGCAACGUUCCGAAAUGACGAAAUGUAGUUUUGAAAAAUUUGAAGUGUAUGCUAUUGAUAUUCUAAUGAGCACUGGUGAAGGCAAAACUCGUAUUCUGGAUUCGAGAACUACAGUUUAUAAAAAAGUGGAUGAUCUCGUUUACUCACUCAAAGUUAAAGCGUCAAGAAUGUUUUUAUCGGCAGCAGUGAACAAGUACGGACUAAUGCCAUUCACUUUACGGUCAUUCGAGGAUGAGAAACUAGCGAAAAUGGGUGUAGUGGAAUGUGAACGUCAUAAUCUAAUGCGGCCAUAUCAGGUUUUCUAUGAACGAGAUGGUGAGUAUGUGGCGCAGUUCAAGUCUACAGUAUUAAUCAUGCCUAAUGGAUUAUUGAAGAUUACUGGGUUUCCUCUUGAUAUGAAUACGCUAGAAAGCGAUGUAAAAAUCGAGGAUCAGUUGAUCACAUCUUUAUUAAACUCCUCACUGAAACCUAAAAAAGCAAAAAAGAAGCCGAAAAGCGAUAAGAAAGACGAGAAUAAUGGCACUCAGAAUAAAGAUGGUAUUAUGGAGCAGAAAGGGAAUGUUGAUACCCAAAGUGUGAAUUUGAAGAUUCGGAAUUUGGAUAAGAAAUCUGUGCUAUCUAAUAAUAGGGAUAGUGUGAAAGCCGUACAAGAAAAUUAA